Molecule: messenger RNA, 1518 nt
Organism: Vollenhovia emeryi
Lineage: Eukaryota; Metazoa; Arthropoda; Insecta; Hymenoptera; Formicidae
Exons: 9
Coding region: 263-1471 (402 amino acids)
Biological process (GO): sensory perception of smell; detection of chemical stimulus involved in sensory perception of smell
Cellular component (GO): plasma membrane
Molecular function (GO): odorant binding; olfactory receptor activity
Source: RefSeq, a predicted model, not a curated record
AGAGAAACAUAAAAUACGCUGAGAAAACAGAUAAUCGGUUCACGCAAGUAAUAAUGUUUACCCUAAGGUAAUGGACACACACACUAGUCAAAUAUGUACUAAAGCUAUAAUUUGUAUGAUUGCCCUAAACUAUAAGUAGUUUAUUGUAAUUUUUAGCUAAUACAACAGUUUAUUUAAAUUUGUAGACUGAAUUAUAUAUAAACUUUGAUCAAAUGCAUGGAACCUACGAGGUAGUUCGUGAAAAGAAUUUGGCGGACUCGUUAUGACACCAGCACUGAGAUGGCAGGAUUGCCCUGUGAACACCUACUAUACAAUCAAUCGAAUUUUAUUACUAUGUGUCGGCUUAUGGCCGUAUUACACCUCUACUCUCAGAUAUAUCGUAAUAUUAACAACAAGUGGAUUGCUAGUAAUAGGCGUAGUAAUUCAGCUAUUGACUUUCGUCACAACAGAAUAUACUAUAGGCAUUCUUCUACGUGUCCUCGCGUACAGCAUCGGAUGGUUAGGCUAUGCAAUAAAGUAUAAUGUUCUCUGCUUAAACAUAAAAGGGAUUCGAAGCCUGAUGGAACAAAUGCUUAAAAAUUGGAAUGAGUUACACAACAAACAAGAAAUUGAAAUAAUAAAAGAAUACUCAAAUAUUGGAAGAUUCAUCACAUUAAUUACCUCAUUGAUCAUCUAUGUACUUGGUGGUUGCAUCAUUCUGAUGCAAUUUUUAUCAAACUUUCUUCUGGACAUCACGUCGAGUAAAAACGAAUCACAUCUACGACAAUUCCCGAUCUUAUUCGAAUGUUUUAUAGAUCAGCAAAAGUAUUUUUAUCCGCUUUUGUUGUUACUAAGUUUGGCUGUCAUGAGUGGUAUGACCACAAUGGUAGCCACCGAAACGCUUAGUCUAUCACAUGCUUAUCAUGCGUGUGGUUUAUUUGAAAUAGCAAGUUAUCGCAUAGAACAAGCAUUCCUGAAAGAUAUGGUACAAGGUAAUGCGUCUUCUACCGAGAAAAAAUCCAUACUAUACCAAAGAAUAAUCAGUGGCUUCAAUAUGUACAAAAUAGCGAUUGAGUUCAUCGAAAUGUUGAAGAGCAAUUAUGCAUUGGCGUAUUCAUUAUUAAUACCCUUUGGAGUAUUAUCGCUGAGUAUUAAUCUUUAUCGCUUAUCUCGAUUAAUAACGUCCAAGGAUUACAAUGAAACGUUUAUAAGUAUUAUCUUCAUCGUGGGUCAUUUUAUGCAUAUGUUUUUCGUUAACUUCAUUGGACAAAAAGUGAUCGAUCAUAGUAGCGAUAUUUUUCAUAAAAUAUACAACGUAAAAUGGUAUCUAGCUCCGUUAAAAGUACAAAAAUUAUUGAUGCUUAUAAUGCAAAGGAGCAUACGACAUUGCACAAUGGUCAUGUUUACCUUGUUUAUUCCAUCAUUUGAAGGGUUUGCUACGCUUGUAAGUACGUCCAUUUCAUAUUUUGCAUUGAUUGUUUCUCUAUUUUAAUUAUCCGCAGAAAAUAGAAAUCAGGAUUAAAAUUCCACGACACGAGU